Impatiens glandulifera is the source of this 925-nucleotide messenger RNA. RefSeq lists its product as uncharacterized. The coding region runs from base 238 to 780 and encodes 180 amino acids. Lineage: Eukaryota; Viridiplantae; Streptophyta; Magnoliopsida; Ericales; Balsaminaceae. The transcript is spliced from 7 exons. The record is from RefSeq and is a predicted model, not a curated record.
UAACAGCAGCUGAAAUCCCGACGACCGCAACUUCAAACUUGCCGUUCACAAGUGACUCGGCACUACGGCGACCCCUCCAUCUAUUGCACAAGAACCCUCAUCGACCAACCUUCACGCCGUGCCGCCCACUUCAACAUCUAAUCCGCCAUCAAAUCUUGAGGUAACUUUUCGGGAUUGUUCUUCCAUCCAAGUGCAGCAUAGAGCAGCAGUGUUCAGUCAAAGCAUUCAAAAGCAAUCAUGGAUGUCGAUGCGCAACCAACAAUGGAGGAAACUAUUUUAGUUGGUGAUGACCUCAUGAUGGGGCCACCAUCUCCAAUAAUUCCGCCAGAAAUUGCCUCAUAUGUGCUCAAGGAUGUUGAUCUAUGUGACGGAAUUCUGAGGAAUUUAUUCUUGUGCUUGCAAAUCAAUGACAUUGAACCUUUCUGCCAGGAUGAGAUAGUUCUCUAUCGAGAAUGUGCAGAGAGAAGGGAUAAAGUACUAAGGCAACGACUUCAAGAUAGUGAGCUGAAAUUGGGGUCAUCGAUGCCAUUAGAAGAGGCAAAUGCAAGAGCUACUCAACUUGAAUCUGAAGUUACUUCAUUGGAGAGACGAUUAAUUCUGGCAAGCGGAGUCGGUGGAAUGGAUGGAUUUCGUCAGAGAUGGAGUUUGCAUGGUCGCCUUACAGAUUCAAAGAAGAGAUUAGAAGCAUUAAAAGAUGGCAUCACAAAUAGAAAGAAGGAUGAUGAACAACCCCAUGUUGCAUCUCCAACUACAACCACCAAAAGAUGGUGGUUUUGGUAAAUUCUUGUUGUUGGAUCAACUUCUGAUUCAUUAAAAUGAAAAAAAAAGGGUGUUGGGAAGUACAAUGUCUCAUUAGAUGGAAUUGAAAUUCUUUCUUUUUUAAGAAAAGAAUUGAAACUCAAUAAAUAAUAUUGAUUUAAUUUUA